Messenger RNA from Pieris macdunnoughi, 1929 nucleotides. The record is from the annotation of a GenBank genome assembly. Lineage: Eukaryota; Metazoa; Arthropoda; Insecta; Lepidoptera; Pieridae.
AUGAGCGCUGGCGCGACUCGGCCCGCCGCCGGCGACUCCACGCCCGGCUCCGACGGCGACCGUAUCACCAGCCUGUUCCCCAAGUGCAGGCCGCGCGCCAUGCAUCACCAUCACGACAGAUUGAAUACUGCCAUAGAGGGCAGGGAAAUGAACAAUAUGAACAACAUGUCCUCGGACGAGGAGCGGGAGAAUGACGCUCAGGUUAUACUCAAUUCUAAAGGACCCUAUAAGCUAAGAGAUUCUAGGAUAAUAGAAAUCGCUGGAGGGAGGGAGCUGUACUCGCAAAGUAGAACAAAAGCUGUGCGGAAGUUACGUCACAACAACACGCACAAGCACAACCUGCGGAACAAAAUACGAUCAAUUAGCAAAGAUGGGGUCGACUAUGGCGCGGAUAAUAUCACUAACGAGAUAUCUUUGCAUAGGAUAAACAGUGAACCGAAGAAGAUGAUUUCGAGGCAUACGUCGCCGACGUACACAAAUGGCGAUAGGGAUAUUCUAGAACAAACUAUGGGUAUACCCAAGAACAGCUCCCCAAUCCUGGAUCCCCACAAGAUUGCUGAUGUCAGCGCUAAGAGCAGCCCCAUCGCGGUGGUGGCCGAUGGACAGGUUGUGGUUUUCGACGACAAUGACGAUUGGAAAGUUAUAUUGAAUUCUGUGUCUCUAGGUUUGAGGAUGGACCCGGACGUAAGUGAUGACGAAAUCGACGUGAGUGUUAAGAGGACUUUAGACAAUUUGAAAAAUGGUGAUAGUGAGGUGAAUAAGAGUGACAGUGAAAGUGAGUCGAGCUCACGGGGCGUGAGACUGAGCGAGGGGAGUCCCACGGGGGUCUGGCUGUCGGACGACGACAAGACCAGGGUCACCAGGGUCAUCGGGGAGCUGCCCAUAGCCGAGUACGAGGGCUCGCCGCGCAGAUACGGCAUAGGGCAGUCUACGCAGAAGACUCAACUUAGAUCGCCCAGACCAGGAUUUCCUCAGCGAAUAAUAACCGAGAGCCGAGAUGAAACUCCGCCGCCGUCGUCGGCAUUCGACUACUUGUACGAGUUUUCGGAGACCAGGAAAGUCCUCGAAGAGUUCUUCAAGUGUCCACAACAACAAAACUCCAACGAUGAAAUCGUCAACUUUCAAGACUUGGACUACGAGCUCCGUCGCCAGACGCACGAAUGUCCCUCGGAGAACGGGAUAGAGGAGAGCGAGGGGGACUGGGGGCUGGCCGACACGCUCCAUUCGCCCCACGCGGCGCACAACCACACCAACUUCCUCGGCCUGCAGGUGCACCAACAACACGGUCGCUACGGCGCCCCGGACGUGUCCGCGCUAAGGGCGGGUCAGGGCGAGCCGGACACGGCCGACAGCGUGUGCGCUUCCCCUGCGUUGCCCGCGCACGCUCUGGCUCUUUCGUCCGCGAGUGACACGCCUAGUGACCUCUCGCUCGCACUUAUGGAGAACGAGCUCUCUGAGAUGAAAAUACAAAUGGAGUUGAACCGAGUGGUGGGAGCCCACAUGCCCGUGGUGGAGGACGGACUCUCCUCCGGACACGUCUCCGACACUGACAAUAAUAAUCAGAUUAUUUCGUUGCCGACUCAUUCGCCGAUGAAAAUAGAAGAAAUAGUCGAUAGUGGAACUAACACGGAUCCUCAUCUCCUCUCCGACGCGGAUCUUCAUUCUCUCGACCCGUUAGCCGUGCCUCCCCCCGCGCCGGCCCCUCACCGGCCUCUGGACCAUUCGCCGCAUCACCACCACGGACACCACGACGACGUCUAUCCCAGAAAGCGACCGACGUCGGCGCAGAGCAAUGAUUCGGUGGAGAUUAAGGCUGUCAGUGGAGACGAAGAUGAAGCGGACACGGAUCUCGAAACGGACAGGCUGCUGGGUCAGCAGAGGACGGAUGACCAGGGAUUUUUUGACGACAAAGUGAGUCCUAAUUUAUAA